UAUAGGUGUUCACCAACCACUGGCAACACUGUACUAACGUUUAUAAACACAGCAGCUAGUGGCGUCUGCCGAUGGUGUGAAUUAUAUUAUUUGAGGCUAUUUGGUGGUCUGGAAUGGAUAGUCAUGAAGAAGACGGUGAAAUAAGGGACGAAGGACGCCAUCACCCUCAAAUUUCCAUCGAGGAUAACGAAGUUGAGGAGGAUGAGUUCAGUAUGUCCUCAUAUGACGGCGACCAAGGCGACAGUCUCGACAUUAAACCUCCCCAAGCUGUGGUACAACGCCGGGAGAAACGUGAAAAGCGUGACAAACGAGAUCGUCAUCGCCACAAGGCUGAACGCCAUAAAGAGCGUCAUCGUAAUCGAGACCACAGGAAUCACGAUCACAGAAGACACAGGGAGCGGAGUGAAGUGGAGAGGCGGGAAAAUCGCGAAGUUCGGGAAGCUCGACGACACGGGAAGCGCCACGAAAGAGGUAACAAGCCCGAGAGACCGGUUAUUGACCUGCGCAGCAAGGUUAUUGAAAAGGGUCGGAAAAUGGCAGACAGAGACAGGGAGCGACGAAGAGGCCGCGAACGUGAAGAAUAUUACGUAGACGAACGGGAGCAGUACGAUAGUAUGGAGUACCACCGUGAGCAUCAAGGUCGAGGCGGUAUGGGCGGAGGAAUGGGGGAAAAUGAAUACGCUCCAUACCCUCACCAUAGACGAGAAGUCCAGUUGUCACCAAGAGAAAGAGCCGAGCGUGACAGAAGGAGAGACAGAUUCCUUGUUGCCGAUAAACAAAAGGAGUUGUCACAGCGGGAAGCUGAAAUGAGAAGGCAGAGACGGGAAGAAGAGAGACGAGAAGAAGAGAGACGGGAAGAACAACAGGUGGUGCGUCAUCGUGGGGAUGUUGUCUCACACAGACACUCUCGUCCUCACUCUCCUGGUGACCUGCCCGUUAUGAAGAAGAGAAAACAUCACGGUGACCAUUAUGCUACGGAAGAAGCUGAAGAAGUGACAAUUGUAAGUGAUGAGGAGGAAGAAGGAGAAUAUGAAGAAAAUCUGGAAACCCCAGUUCGAAAAGGCUCUAAAGAAAGAAGAUCAGAUGAAGAGGGAAAAAAGAAAAAAAAGAAAGAAGAAGUAAGGACAGUAAAUCAGGUGGAGUCUGGUGGAAGUGACUCCUCUGAUAGUGAGUCAGAUUCAGAGAGGGCGCGCUCACCAACGCCCCCUCAGAGGAAUCAGUACCACACUGAUAGUGACAGUAGCGAGACAGAUGUGGAGGAGGAAGAGAAGGAUGAAGAUGCUGUUAAAAAGGAGAAGGACUCAGGUGAUCAAAUGUCUUUAUCAGGCAGUGGGUCAGGGUCAGCACGAUCAGGCACUCUCUCUCCUAACGAAGCUGGUCACUACCAAGACUCACCCACAGUUGAGGAUUGUCGGUCAGACCGUGAGGAAGCCAACUACCUACCAGACUCAUCACCUGAGUCUCCACUUGAGCUGAAGGAUGACUUACCUGCCUACUACCCUGCCAUUAUGGGCUGUCGUUCUGUUGAUGAGUUCGAGUGUCUCAACAGGAUUGAAGAAGGAACAUAUGGUGUUGUGUACAGAGCUAGGGAGAAGGCAACCAACCAGAUUGUUGCCCUCAAGAGACUUAAAAUGGAGAAAGAGAAGGAAGGCUUCCCCAUCACAUCCCUGAGAGAAGUCAACACUUUGCUUAAGGGACAACACGAAAACAUAGUGACGGUACGAGAGAUUGUGGUCGGGAGCAACAUGGACAAAAUAUACAUAGUGAUGGACUACGUGGAGCACGACCUCAAGAGUCUGAUGGAGACAAUGAGGCAAAAGAAGCAGAUGUUCACCAUCGGGGAAGUGAAGACACUUAUGAGGCAACUCCUGCGAGCCGUUCAUCACCUUCACGACAACUGGAUCCUUCACAGAGAUCUCAAGACCUCCAAUCUAUUACUCUCUCACCGGGGAAUUUUAAAGGUGGGAGACUUUGGUCUGGCACGUGAAUAUGGUUCACCGCUCAAACAUUAUACACCCAUUGUGGUGACUCUGUGGUACCGAGCCCCAGAGCUUCUGUUAGGAGCCAAACAGUACUCCACACACAUUGACGUCUGGUCUGUGGGUUGUAUCUUUGGGGAGUUGCUUGGCAUGGAGCCCAUGUUCCCUGGAAAGUCUGAAAUUGAUCAGCUUAAUAAGAUUUUCAAAGAUCUGGGAACACCAAGUGAAAAAAUCUGGCCGGGAUAUAGCCAACUGCCCCUGGUGAAGAAGACACAGUUUGCAGAUUACCCGUAUAACCAUCUACGAGAGAGGUUUAAGACAAGGCUGUCCGACCAGGGAUUUAGUCUACUGAACAGGUUCCUCACUUACAAUCCCCCAAAACGCAUUACCUGUCAGGAGGCAGUUCAUCACGACUAUUUCCACAAAGAAGCCCCAGCUCCUGUUGACCCCGCUAUGUUUCCUACGUGGCCGGCCAAGUCGGAAAAUCCACACGGUCGCUCAAAGAAAGUCGGGCUAAGUCCUAAGCCUCCAUCUGGUGGCAAGAACUUUAAAGAUCUGGUUGAUGGCGAUGAAGAGCUGGCUGCCAGGGGGUUCUUCUUGGGCGGAGCCAGCUCAAGUGGACCUGGUUUUGUACUCAAGAUGUGAUCACAGUUGUGUUACACAAGGUUUAUGAGGAUAUCACAAAUUGUUCAGAUGAAGACUUAUAUUUCUUUAUGCAAUAAUUGGUUAUUUAAAUGGUUAUUUCAUCUUUUUUACCUCUACAGUGGUUAGUAGUCAGACCCCAUCCAUUCUAUGAUGGCUCAUUGUUUCCAUCUGUUUGUCAUUGUUAAUUUCACUUGACAUAUCACAUAAUCUCAUUUGAAGCCUCACAUGGUAUCUAGAUAAUGUUCAGGGCUCUGAAAUAUGUUAUGGAAAGCGGUAUCGUUGACAUUAUGAUGUUAUUGCUGCACUUCGACUACUGUGAUCUUUAAGCGAGUAAUAAAUUUAGUAAUUACAUCAGUCCAUCAACAGUUAAUGAUCAACUAUGGUCUUUAAGCGAAAAUUUUUUUUUGUAAUUAUGUCUGUCCAUCAACAGUUAAUGAGUUGAUAACAUCACUUGAACUUCCUAGCCAGAGAGAGGAGAGUGGCCUUUACCCCCUCCACACCCUGGUAAACACUGGCCACUGUGAGAGGUGUCUGGUUACCAGGUUAAGUUGUCACAUGUCAAAGAAUUCUACAGGUUAGAAAUUAACUCACUUGGCCGGAAAACUUAUCAUAGAUGUACUGUAUGUCAUUACCACUGAAGGGUUUAAAAAUAAACUGGUACAAAUAA
Molecule: messenger RNA, 3291 nt
Organism: Homarus americanus (American lobster)
Lineage: Eukaryota; Metazoa; Arthropoda; Malacostraca; Decapoda; Nephropidae
Gene: Pitslre
Product: cyclin-dependent kinase 11B-like
Exons: 16
Coding region: 114-2624 (836 amino acids)
Biological process (GO): regulation of mitotic cell cycle; protein phosphorylation
Cellular component (GO): nucleus
Molecular function (GO): ATP binding; cyclin-dependent protein serine/threonine kinase activity
Source: RefSeq, a predicted model, not a curated record